UGAAGUUAAAGGAACGCAAAAAAAAAAAUAAUAAAAGAAUAGACAGAAGCAUAAAAAAAAGCAGCAGCCCGGCCGUGAUAAAAAAAAAUGUUUUUGUUUUGUAGUUGAUAUCGAUUAGAUUUUAAUAAAAAAGAAAAAACAGAAAUAGCUGCAAUAAAGAUUUAAAUAUAAUUUUUAUUAUCUUUAAUUAAAGGGGUUAUUUCUGUAUAAAUUUUAUUAUUAAGAUAAUAAUGUUGGAAUAGAUUAAGUUUUGUGAUCAGGAAAACAAAACUUUGCUAUCACUUUUUUUUUGUUGUAUUAUAUAACAAAAUAGCAAAAACUUUUGAUAUUUUUUUUAUGGUUUUCGGAUGUCGUCUUCAUAUUUAAUCGGGGCUUAUAGACAAAUUUCAUUGAUUAAAUAACAAAAUUAAACAAAAAAAAAGAAACGAACACUUUGAACUUACUAAAAAAAAAUUUCAAAUGGAAAAUUGUGAUUUUUGUAUUCGUGAAAUUGGAUUUUUUCUUGUUUCUUAAACAAAGAGAAAUUGAGGACAAACAGUAUAUUUUUAAGACUGCCAUAAUUUAUUACAAAAACAUCAACACUAAAUAAUACGCCUAUAUUACUGCAAUCUAAUAUUUAACUACACUUCUUCACCAUUUCAUCAAUUGGAGUUCUACGAUCACAAAAAAAAAAAAUUUAUGUAAAAUAAGCAUCUUUAACUUAAAAUUAAACGGGAAAUAAGAUAAGGAAACAAAUUUAUUUUAGCCGUCCAAUAUAAAAAUAAAAUUAAAGGUAAAAGAAGAAAAGAACGGAGCCAAUUUUAUAGGUGGAAAAAAUGACGAAUGCACAAAGUAAAUGUCUUCCAAUUAAGAUAACGUGUCAUGAAUAUGUACAUCCAUGGACAGAAAGUUGUUGGAAUUCAGCAGCUGGACAAAUUUUACAUUCUUUAGGAAACAGUUCGAAAAUUUAUACAAUAGUUUAUAUGCUCUCUUUAUUAAUGCGUGGUAGAAUACCAACAGCACGUGAUUUACAACGAACAUUCCUUGGUAUUAUUCAAUCAACUGGAUUCCUAGUUACAAAUGGUUGUUCUUAUUUAAUUUUUGCAUGUAUAUUACGUAAUCUAUUGGGUGAAUUUUAUUUUUGGACAAUUGCAUAUGCACCAGCAUUUUUAGCUAGUUUAUUUGGUAUAAUUGUAGAGAGACCGACUCGUAGACCAUUAUUAUGUUUAUAUGUUGCAAAUUUAGCUACCGAAACAAUAUGGCGUAUGACUGUAUCACGUAAUUUAGUACAACCAAUUAAAUAUGGUGAAACAUUAAUAUUUGGUUUAAGCACAUCAGUUUUAUUAUAUUUAUUUAAAAGAGGUUUACAUAAAAAUAUAGCGAAAGAUUCAUUAUUUAAUGUAUUAAAAUUUGUUGUUGGAAAUGAUGAGGAGGGUAAUAAAACAAAUGAUAGAAUUGAAAAUAAUAUACAAAAUAAUAACAAUAAUAGUAAUAGUAGUUAUCAAAAUCAACGUAGAGCCCUUUUAAAUAAUAUUAGUAAUAAUAAUAGUAAUCAAAAUAUCAAUAACAUUGAUAACAAUGAAAAUAAUGAAAAUAAUGAAAAUGAUCAUAAUGAAAAUGAUAAUAAUGAUAAUGAUGAUGAUGAUACUUAUGCUGAUGCUAAUAAUGGUGAUAAUGAAAUAAAUAGAGAUAUUGAAUUAGAACAACUGCAGCAACAACACGAACAACAACAAGUAGAAAGAAGAAGAAGAGAAUUAGAUUCACCUAGUGAUUUAUUAAGACGUUAUAACAAUAUUGGUUAUGGCAAUAAUGAUGAUGAUGAGGAAGAUGAUAAUCAACAACAAUUAUCAAGAAAUUCUAAUAAUAGAAAUGGUUUAAAUAAAUUUCAAUUAAUAUCAAAUUUGCUUCAAAUAUAUGAAAAUAUUUUGAAAAUGGUUAAAACAAUGCCAAAGCAUAAAUCAUGUCCACAUUCAAAUGGUUGUCUGUACUAUUCAUUGUGUGGUGGUUUAAAAUUGUUUGGAGUUGGCAUUGGUGUUCAAGUUGCAUUAAAAUUGGCAUUACAAAUACAAAAAGUUAUACAAUUUAAAUUAAAAUUACGUAAAACAAUUUUCAAUGAAGGAACAUUAAAAUUAGGAUUAUUUUUAGGUGGAUUCUCAUUUUUAUACAAAGCAUCAUCAUGUAGCCUUAGGCAUUUAUUUGGAAAAGAUGAUCCAUUAUUUGCCCUGCCAGCCGGAUUGAUAUCAAGUGUGGCAUUUACAAAAUAUCCAGAUGUUACAAUUGCCUUAUACGUUAUGUGGAAGAUGUUACAGAUUACAUAUAAUAUGGGUAUUAAAGCAGGAUAUUUACCAAAAGUUCCUGGAUUCACAAUAUUUUUAUAUUGUGCUAGUACAGCAACACUAUUUCAUGCAGCUGCUUUAGAACCUGAAACAUUACGACCUAGUUAUUGGAAAUUUUUAAGUUCAAAUUCCGGCGGACGGGUCAAUCAUAUGGACAGGCGAGCAUUUGAUGUUUAUGGCUUAAAUUCACAUGAGCAAGUUAUGAAAAUUCAGAAACUCACAAAUACAGAUAACUCAAAAGUUAGUUUUGCUUUAGGUUAAGAGAUUUAUAAAUUAUAUGAAUAAAAAUUUAAUUUAAUUAAAAACAAAAACAAAUAAAUGAAUAAAAAUUGUUUAAAAUUAGAAAAAAAAGCAAACAAAAACAAAAGAAAUUCAUAGAAGGGAAGGGAAAUAAAUCGUAAGCAAAAUUAGGCCAAAGAAUAAUAAGACCGAAAAAUAAAAAAUUCUUAAAAAAAAACAAAAUGAAAUUUUGUAAAAAAAAAUUUAUUUUUUUUUUUUAAUUUUGUGAUUAAAAAUUUUGACAAUUAUUUUGACAUUUUUCAAAAUAAAAUAAUAAAUAUAAAAUAUUUAAAAAUAAAAAGAUAAUUGAUUAAAAAAAAAAAACAAAAAAAAACUUUUUAAAAUUAUAUUCCUAGAUCUUAGUGCUACUUUUAGAUAUAUAGUGAUCCUUCUUUCCAAAUUGAAAACGUUUAAAAAUAUAAAAAAAAUAAUAAGAAAAAAUUAAACCAAAAUAUUUGUUAUUCUGUUGAAGUUUUCGCAAAAACACUAAAUUACCAGUUAUAAAAAAAAAAUUCGUGCCAAAAAUAGCUUAUUUUUUUUUCUUUUAUUGAUACAAUCAAUUCUACUUCAUAUAAUUUGUUUUUUUUUUUUUUUUUUCGAAAUCAAAAUUGAAUUUUGAUAUUAAUUUCGACUUAUAGGAUCAAUUAAGAGUUUCCAAAUAUUCCCAUUUAGGAAAAUUCAUUUUGACUUGAUCUUAAAAUAAAAUUUUUUGUUUUAUUUUUAAACUAUUAGUAUUUAUUUUAAUUUUUAUUUCAGUUUUUCUAUAAAAUCACAUUUUGUUAUAAUGUAAAUAAAAAUUUGUUUUAUUUUCAAUAAUUAAAAAAAUUUAAAAAUUAAAAAAAUUAAUGAAUUUCUUUUUAUUAAUCGAUAAGUA
Messenger RNA from Condylostylus longicornis, 3468 nucleotides. Its product is annotated as transmembrane protein 135-like. Lineage: Eukaryota; Metazoa; Arthropoda; Insecta; Diptera; Dolichopodidae. The coding region runs from base 816 to 2576 and encodes 586 amino acids. The record is from RefSeq and is a predicted model, not a curated record. The transcript is spliced from 7 exons.